AUGGCACAAAAAAAAAUCAGGAUAAUUUCUUUUUUUUUUGUCUGGUGCAUCAUUAUUAAUUAUGUUAAUGCGGCAGAUUUAUCAGUUGUUGUUGCUGGAAGCGAAGCAUUUUACAAAUUCACGCCCGCUACUCUUUCAGCUUUCUUGGGUGAUAAAAUAGUCUUUAAAAAAUACGCUGCAACUAAGACUCCUCUUAUUAGGCUCGUAGAGUCAGAUUCAAAAGAUGCCUGCAUCAGGACCAAAAGGGCUGAUGCUUUUUUUGGAGAAUUACUAGAUACAACUACGACAGCGACAUUUGCACCUGCAAAAGCCGGAACAUAUUACAUAUUCGAUUUGCUUAAUACGGAUUGUAGUUCUUAUUAUAAUAAUUGGUUUACCCUUACUGUUGAUAAUGCACCAGCUAAUGCCCCUAAAGCACCUGCACAACCUACUACACAAUCUAUUUCGCAACCACCUGCACAACCUACUUCGCAGCCACCCGCGCAACCUACUUCGCAGCCACCCGCGCCACCUACCUCUAAAUCAGCCGCAUCAUCUACCUCUGAAUCACCUGCCGCUAAAUCAUCGUCCACAUCAUCUGUUUCCCAACCACCUGGAACAAAUUCUUCUACUAGCACAUCUCAAAGCAGCGCGGCUUCCACACAAAGCAGUUCAAGUGUCGAUUCUCCAAAGCCAUUAUCGACUGAAAUAAUAGUUGGGAUUGUAGGGUCGGUUACAGGUGGUAUUUUUGCUGUCAUAGCUGCAUUAAUAACGGUCAAAUAUUUAUCAGUUGUUGUAAGUGAUACAUUUUACAAAUUCUCACCCGCUGCUCUUACAGCUAUCUUGGGCGAUAAUGUAAUCUUUAAAAGAUCCGCCACAGUCAAGUCCCCUCUUAUUAGGCUCGCAGAGUCAGAUUCAAAAGAUGCCUGCCUCAGGACCAAAAGGGCUGAUGCUUUUUAUGGAGAAUUACCAGAUGCAACUACGACAGUGACAUUUACACCGGCAAAAGUCGGAACAAAUUACAUAUUCGAUUUGCUUAAUACGGAUUGUAGUCCUUAUUAUAAUAAUUGGUUUACCCUUACUGUUGAAGAUGCUCCAAAAGUAAAUGCUACUCAAUCAACAGGAUUACCUAAAGUAGGAUCUGGUAGUGCGAUUUUAGGAGCUAUAGCCAUCAUUCUUGGUAUAAUUGCCUUUAUAGUAAAGGCUAAAUAUAGUAGAAAUCGUGAAAAUUUUUACAUCUAUAACGAACAAAAUAAUACUCUGAAUGAGCAGAAUUUUAACCAGCAAAAUAAUAGUUCUGUACAGCAGCAGAAUUAUGAGCAGAAUUACAAUCAACAGAAUUAUAAUCAGCAGAAUUAUAAUCAACAGAAGUCUCUGCAGCAGUCAUACGAGCAUAAUAAUAUCCAGGCACCGGCACCACCAUAUAAUGAGCAGGGAUAUAAUAACAAUGCCGUUGCUCACUAUAAUGCGAAUUAUGAAAAACGCAUAUAG
Entrophospora sp. SA101 is the source of this 1470-nucleotide messenger RNA. NCBI's taxonomy places the organism in Eukaryota, Fungi, Glomeromycota, Glomeromycetes, Entrophosporales, Entrophosporaceae. The record is from the annotation of a GenBank genome assembly.